UGGCCGGAGAGCCCCUCCCCCGCACUGCCCCGAUCUGUGUGGUGGAAGAAGGAGGAAGAUGGGGAUGUGUCUGCCGUGUUUGGGGGGAGCUGCCGAGGAUGUGAUAGAGACUCCGGACCCGGUGGGACCAAUCAUCUCUCGGGGGCCUGUCCUGGAAGACUUCCCGGAAACACCGUUACCGGAGUUGAAGAGGAGACAGCUGGCGGAGGCGGCAGAGAAAAGACAGAUGGAGACGGUGAAUCGGGGAAUUAAGAACCCGACCUCUGUGGAGCAGAAGAAGAGGAAGAAAGAGGAAGUGGAGAAGAUGACGACUGAGGCCGCGCCCCCCGGUGGUGGAGGAGGAGGAGGAUUGCGGUGGCAGGUCGGCUAGCGAUUGGACGGAUCCCGGAAGACGAUGUUGUUGUUGCAGAAUUCCCGUUCUUGGAACAAUUGUCUGGCUUUUGCUGUUUGCAUAUUGUGGUUCCUGGAGACAGUCGGUGACGCUGCGUUGUGGGCGGCGACGACCCCUGACCUCUGCAGCCUAUCGCUUCGCAGUCCCGUAUUGCUUAAAUCCAAGCUGCUAACGCAAAUCUCCACCCCCCGCCCAUCAUCAUCAUCACCACACCGGAGACUUCGCCUGUCCCCCAACCGGCCGUGCCAAACUUUAUAUAAGAUGACCGGACUGAUCACUGCCAGUCGUCGCCCAAUUAAAAGCCCAACUGUCACCAAAACUUCUUCUUUUAUUUUGGAUGGAGCAGGGAAGCUGCAGAGGCCAUUUUUAAGCUGUUUGUGUUUCUGUUUGGGAGAUUUAUCCUCACUUCCUGUUGCAGUCACACAGCAGGAAGUGAGAAGAAAUCUCCCAACUUGUUCUUGUUUUGUCAAAAUCAUGUAAAAAAAAAAAAAAAGUGAGAGGAACCCCCACCCCAUAGGGGUAUAGAACAGAAAGUGACCAGAUACCCCCCCCCCUCCCUCCCCCAUAGGGGCA
This is a messenger RNA of Rana temporaria (common frog), 964 nucleotides long. It is a transcript of the gene SVIP, whose product is annotated as small VCP interacting protein. The record is from RefSeq and is a predicted model, not a curated record. Gene Ontology annotation, biological process: positive regulation of autophagy; negative regulation of VCP-NPL4-UFD1 AAA ATPase complex assembly; negative regulation of retrograde protein transport, ER to cytosol. The transcript is spliced from 5 exons. Gene Ontology annotation, cellular component: endoplasmic reticulum membrane. Bases 59 to 370 code for a protein of 103 amino acids. Lineage: Eukaryota; Metazoa; Chordata; Amphibia; Anura; Ranidae.